GCGACGUUAAACCCCAUUUCACCUCACCUUUAUCCUGAUUUAAUUCAAAGGCAUUCGAAAAGAAGACUUGAUUAUAAUAAGAUAAAAAUGACAUUUAAAUGAACAAUGAAGCUAUCAAAUGUUUUACUGGUUUUUGUCACCAAAUAUAAAUGUUUAAUGGUGUAAUGAAAUUCUCGCAAUGAUCAAUUAUACGUGGUGUUAUUAAGAUAUGUGCUGUGUUGACAUUUCAUCAGGCAUGUAGAAAGUAUUAUAUACAUAUUAAGCAACAGGAAACGUAGUCACUGACCUCGGUGGCCGUGAGUCACGUGACACAGUAGACGACAAUCACCACGCACGCACACACAACCAACCUUGGGACACAAUAGCUGAACGUGGGACGGUUUUUUCACAUAUAUAUAGGAGGCCGUAUCCGUAGGGCUUAUAGUUCCACUUUACUUACACAAAGAAUGAACAUACUAGCUCUGGUCCUUGUGGUGUUACCACUAGCCACGUCUCAACUCAUGGGGGGACCCAUGGCUGUCGACGUGAACAGGGACGACAUUCAGCAGAUGGCAAGCUUCGCCCUUACCCAGCUGAACACGCUCCUCGGGUCACAGAACACUCUGGUGUCUGUCGUGGAUGCUAAAACUCAAGUUGUCUCUGGCGUCAACUACUUACUGACCCUCGAGAUACAGAACGGACAGCAGACCCAGAUCUGCACUGUUACCAUCUGGUCACGUGCAUGGCUGAACGACAAGCGUGUUACCCAUCAUGCAUGUACUACACGCAGCAAGCGGGCCGUGCUUGUUGGUGCUCCAACCUCCGUCGAUGUCAACCGUACAGAUAUCCAGAGGAUGGCGACCUUUGCUGUGACUGCACUGAACGGCCUACAGGGGGCCCAAAACAGUCUUGAUCAAGUCAUCUCUGCCAAGACCCAGGUGGUUGCUGGAACCAACUACAUUCUGAAGAUCCGCCUGAUUGAUGGAACCCAGACCCAGAUCUGUGACGUGACCAUCUGGGACCAGCUCUGGACCCAGAUGACCGAGUUGACCCGCCAUAGCUGCACCAGCGGAACGGGAGUGAGUGAGUGAGUGAAUAUUUCUUUACGCCGAAUCAGCACUUUUGCAGCUUUUCGCGGCGAGAAAUGCCCUUUGUGUAAACAUAUAUCAACGAAUAUAAUAAAAGUGAUGUUGAAAAUCA
Messenger RNA from Haliotis rufescens (red abalone), 1179 nucleotides. Its product is annotated as cystatin-1-like. The transcript is spliced from 5 exons. The record is from RefSeq and is a predicted model, not a curated record. Lineage: Eukaryota; Metazoa; Mollusca; Gastropoda; Lepetellida; Haliotidae. The coding region runs from base 447 to 1070 and encodes 207 amino acids. Gene Ontology annotation, molecular function: cysteine-type endopeptidase inhibitor activity.